Molecule: messenger RNA, 2456 nt
Organism: Hemiscyllium ocellatum (epaulette shark)
Lineage: Eukaryota; Metazoa; Chordata; Chondrichthyes; Orectolobiformes; Hemiscylliidae
Gene: tm9sf2
Product: transmembrane 9 superfamily member 2
Exons: 17
Coding region: 53-2005 (650 amino acids)
Biological process (GO): protein localization to membrane
Cellular component (GO): membrane
Source: RefSeq, a predicted model, not a curated record
AGGGCCGGCGGCCGGCCGUUGAGCGAGCGCCGGCUGAGGUGAAGGUCGGGUGAUGGCGUUGGAUGUCCUCAAGUCUGGUUCACCGAUCCCGGCGUUGGUGCUGCUGGCGGCCGCCCUGGGAAUCGCUUCGGGGUUCUACCUGCCGGGCUUGGCCCCUGUCAACUUCUGCGAGCCGGAGGUCGGCGAUUGCAAGAAUGCUAUUGAACUAUUUGUGAACAGGUUAGACUCGGUGGAAUCUGUCUUGCCAUAUGAAUAUGCUGCAUUUGAUUUCUGUCAGCUGGAAGAGGAAAAGCGUCCCUCGGAAAACCUUGGUCAAGUACUGUUUGGUGAGAGGAUUGAGUCAUCUCCAUACAAGUUCCACUUUAAGAAGGAAGAAGUGUGUAAGCGCGUCUGUACAAAAAGCUACAAUCCAGAAAACAAGGAUGACAAAUCAAAGUUGGCAUUUCUGAAGAGUGGCAUGCAAUUAAACUAUCAACAUCAUUGGAUUGUUGAUAAUAUGCCUGUCACAUGGUGCUAUGAUGUGGAAGAUGGCCAGAAGUUCUGUAAUCCAGGAUUUCCCAUUGGUUGCUUUGUAACAAAAGAAGGUCAUCCAAAAGAUGCGUGUGUUAUUAGUACUUCCUUCAAUGAGAAAGACACUUACUAUAUUUUCAAUCAUGUGGAUAUCACAAUAUAUUUCCAUAGUGAAGGUGGGACUGAAGCAAGACUUGUAGCUGCCAAAUUAGAACCAAAAAGCUUCAAGCACACACACGUUGAUAAGCCCGACUGCUCAGGACCACCUUUGGGUAUCCCUAAUGUAUUUCGAGAGAAAUUUAGUAUUGCCUAUACCUACUCUGUUAAAUAUGCUACAUCAAAUAUUAAAUGGGCAUCAAGGUGGGAUUACAUUUUGGAAUCUAUGCCUCACACUAACAUUCAGUGGUUUAGCAUUAUGAAUUCCUUGAUAAUUGUCCUAUUCCUUUCUGCAAUGGUUGCUAUGAUAUUGCUUCGAACGUUGCAUAAGGACAUAGCACGAUACAAUCAAAUGGAUUCAGCUGAAGAAGCCCAGGAGGAAUUUGGAUGGAAAUUAGUACAUGGUGAUGUCUUUAGACCACCUCGGAAAGGAAUGAUAUUAUCUGUUUUCCUGGGUUCUGGCACUCAAAUCUUUAUCAUGAUGUUUGUUACUCUAUUUUUUGCAUGCCUGGGAUUUUUAUCACCUGCAAACAGAGGUGCUUUGAUGACUUGUGCAGUUGUCUUGUGGGUGCUGCUUGGGACUCCAGCAGGCUAUGUAGCUGCCAGAUACUACAAAUCAUUUGGUGGGGAGAAAUGGAAAACAAAUGUAUUAUUGACCUCUCUUCUGUGCCCAGGGGUUGUUUUUGCUGAUUUCUUUAUCAUGAAUCUGAUUCUUUUGGGUGAAGGAUCUUCAGCAGCUGUACCCUUUGGAACAUUAAUUGCUGUCCUGGCAUUGUGGUUUGGCAUUUCAGUGCCUCUGACAUUCCUCGGUGCCUAUUUUGGCUUCAAGAAACUUACAAUAGAGUAUCCUGUUCGCAUCAAUCAAAUUCCACGCCAGAUCCCUGACCAGUCAUUCUACACAAAGUCUAUACCUGGAAUCAUUAUGGGUGGCAUAUUGCCAUUUGGAUGUAUUUUCAUUCAGCUUUUCUUCAUUCUCAAUAGUAUAUGGUCUCAUCAAAUGUAUUACAUGUUUGGUUUCCUAUUUCUGGUGUUCAUUAUUCUCAUUCUCAUCUGUUCCGAAGCAACCGUUCUUCUCUGUUAUUUCCACCUUUGUGCUGAGAAUUACCACUGGCAAUGGCGAUCAUUUCUCACUAGUGGAUUUACAGCAGUGUAUUUCUUAAUCUACGCAGUCCAUUAUUUCUAUUCCAAACUCCAAAUAAUUGGAACUGCCAGCAUCAUUUUGUAUUUUGGAUAUACAAUGAUAAUGACGUUGAUCAUCUUCUUAUUCACAGGAACUGUUGGGUACAUCGCUUGUUUUUGGUUUGUGACCAAGAUUUACAGUGUUGUCAAGGUGGAUUAAAAGAACUAUCUUUCUGGAGAAGUAUACGUCUUUUUGAAAGAACUUUUAUUUACUAAGUUGAUUUGAUGACUUGCACAUGGAAGAGUCUGGUUAAAUCAGAAGAACUAUUGUACAAAAUACUGGCACCAAGUUUAUAUUUUUUAAACUAAAACUUGUUGGGAUAUAAAUCAUUUUGAAAUGAAUACAUACUUGUUCUAUUUGAAGAAAAAUCUGUCCUGUUUUGGUUUUUUACAUUGGGAUUUAUUUAAAAUUUCCAUUAUUUUAUAUUUUAUAAUUCUAUUUACAAUGUUUCAAAGGCAUGUAUGGUACAAUAAUGUUUCUGUAAAUUGUGGUAUACACUGUCCACUGAAGUAAAGAUCUUCAGAAGACCUGUACAUUUAAGAUAACAAAAACUCUGUGCAAUAAGCCAAAAAGCAACUUGGUUUUGAAUUAAAGUGCAUUUUGUUACUUG